Coccidioides immitis RS is the source of this 2243-nucleotide messenger RNA. RefSeq names its product isocitrate dehydrogenase [NADP], mitochondrial. Gene Ontology annotation, biological process: isocitrate metabolic process. Lineage: Eukaryota; Fungi; Ascomycota; Eurotiomycetes; Onygenales; Onygenaceae. The record is from RefSeq and is a predicted model, not a curated record. The coding region runs from base 378 to 1907 and encodes 509 amino acids. Gene Ontology annotation, molecular function: magnesium ion binding; NAD binding; isocitrate dehydrogenase (NADP+) activity. Gene Ontology annotation, cellular component: mitochondrion. The transcript has 8 exons.
GUCUAGGACAGCGAGGUUACUAUAACCAAGCUUUGCCGCCCUGCACAGGUUCCGCCCACCAAUACACUUUUUGCUUAUAUAUCCUGAUUAGGUUAAAGUUCCACUGAUCGGAAAUCUCUUCGCCGCCCCAUAUUACCCAGAGAGAGAGAGAGAGAAAAUUUCCAGCCUAACAAAGGAGCCCAAGCAAGGCACCAAGCGCCAACGCGAAAAAAGACAGAGAAGACGAAAGGCAGAACCCACCGGACACGCCCGACACAGGCAGCUUCAUCGCGCUCAGCGUACUCCUCCCCCUGGCGUAAUUACUUAUCCCCCCCGCCCCCGUUUGGCUCCCCUUCGCCUUUCAUCAAACCAGCCCAAUUUCCCGGCAUUCCAAGACCAUGCCUGCUCUUCGGGCGAGUUCCGUCCCAUCCCGACUCUCCCUGACCCGCCUCGCUCGCAAUAAUUCACAGCCCGCUCCCCGACUGCUCUCAACGUUUUCUAUCCGUCCUGCCCCUCCUUUGCCUUUGAAUUCUUCCACUGCGCGCUCUUGUCUUCCUUCUACUUCCUCUAUCCACAACACCUCCGCCGCAACCACUCGUUUCCAAUCCUCCUUUGCCCCCCUGAGAGCAGUUAGCUGGACUGCUGCAUCAUCCCCCUCAUUGUCCCAUACACAGAAGCGCAACAUGUCGACCGGACGGAAGAAGAUCAAGGUCAAGAACCCCGUGGUGGAGUUGGAUGGUGAUGAGAUGACCAGAAUUAUCUGGCAGGAUAUCAAGGACAAAUUCAUCUAUCCAUACCUUGACGUUGACCUGAAGUACUACGACUUGGGCUUGGAGUAUCGCGACCAAACCGAUGACAAGGUCACGGUAGAUGCCGCUGAGGCUAUCAAGAAAUAUGGCGUCGGUGUCAAGUGUGCCACCAUCACCCCUGAUGAGGCGCGUGUUGAGGAAUUCAAGUUGAAGAAGAUGUGGCUUUCUCCCAACGGAACCAUCAGAAAUAUCCUAGGUGGAACCGUUUUCCGUGAGCCCAUCGUCAUUCCCCGCAUUCCAAGACUUGUUCCUGGCUGGAAGAAGCCAAUCAUCAUCGGAAGACAUGCCUUCGGUGACCAAUAUCGUGCCACUGAUCGUCUUGUCCCCGGACCCGGCAAGUUGGAGCUUGUCUACACUCCCACAAACGGCGAACCAGAGCGCAUUACCGUAUAUGACUUCCAAGGAGCCGGUAUCGCCCAGGUCCAGUACAACACCGACGACUCCAUCCGAGGAUUCGCUCACGCUAGCUUCAAGCUGGCCCUUCUGAAGGGUCUGCCCAUGUAUAUGAGCACCAAGAACACCAUCUUGAAGAAAUAUGAUGGUCGAUUCAAGGAUAUCUUUGAGGAAGUGUACGAGGCCGAAUACAAGAAAGCCUUCGAGGCCAAGGGUAUCUGGUAUGAGCACCGCCUGAUUGACGACAUGGUUGCCCAGAUGAUCAAGGGCGACGGAGGUUGCGUUAUCGCCAUGAAGAACUAUGAUGGUGAUGUUCAAUCCGACAUCGUUGCUCAAGGCUUCGGCUCCCUUGGCUUAAUGACAUCCACUCUCACCACCCCAGACGGCUCUGCCUUCGAGUCCGAAGCUGCCCAUGGCACAGUCACUCGCCACUACCGUGAGCACCAGAAGGGUCGUGAGACUUCCACGAACCCCAUCGCGUCCAUCUUCGCAUGGACUCGUGGCUUGAUCCGCCGCGGUCAACUCGACGAGACUCCUGACGUUGUCACCUUCGCUGAACAACUCGAGCGUGCCUGUAUCGAGGUCGUCGACGAGGAGGGCAUCAUGACCAAGGAUCUGGCUCUGUCCUGCGGCAAGAAGGAGAGAGAUGCUUGGGUUACCACCCGAGAGUAUAUGGAUGCCGUUGAGAGACGCCUCCGCAGCAAUCUGGCCAACGCCAAGCUCUAAAUGAGUGUAAAAAACGCCCACCACUGAGCCUUCUGGAUCAAAAAAAUCAAACGCAAAAAGAAAAAAGAAAAAAAAAAAAAAAAAAAAAAAAGGCAAAAGGCUGUGUUUGAAUGAAUAUCCAUCUCUCCUCCCCAGCCUAAUACCAUUUAUGGGCCAGAUCCCAUCUUCUGGGCCCUUUCCCGUCAGCGCUUGAUUUCGGCUAUCACACGGAGUGCUCCAUACUCCGUACAAUUGGUUGGAAACCGCUAGUCUCCCUCCCCAAUUCCCCCGCAUUGAAUCGCGCAAAAGAAACUAGACAAACCCCCCAAUAGAUCGGCUUCUAGUCUUGUUCGACGU